AUGACCUACACAAAUUGGGAACAGGGACAACCGGACCAAGACGGGGGAAAAGACGAAGAUUGCUUGGAGGUAUAUCUCGCCAAUGGUAGUUACAAGGACGUGAGAACUGUUAACCUGGGCAAAUGGAACGAUUACAACUGUACAUCCAAACGUUCCGCAGCCGCAUGCCAGAAAUGGGCGUUCGGAGCCGUAAUCCCAAGCGUAGCUGCAACUGCAGCUCACAAUGGACGA
Messenger RNA from Mesorhabditis spiculigera, 231 nucleotides. Lineage: Eukaryota; Metazoa; Nematoda; Chromadorea; Rhabditida; Rhabditidae. The record is from the annotation of a GenBank genome assembly.